CAGAGUAACAUCAUAAACCCAGGACCACCUGACGGCGGAGAACCGGCCCGAAAUAAUGGAAGCAGCGGAGAAAACUCUCACCCACCGAGAUGACACCGGACUUCACGUGAAGCUGCUCGCCCUCGACAAGAACAAGAACAAGAACAAGCACCGGGACGAUCCGAACGAGAAGGAGAAAAAGACGCACAGCGACGAAUCCAACUAUGUGGACCUGGACAUGAAACCCGACGGGCCGAAAACGGUGAAGGUGACGUUCACCGGCGAGGGAAGCCAGCUGUCCGUCAGCAAAAAUGACAGCUCCAAUAAGGUCCAGGAGGAGAGAAAAGAGAAGAAGGAGAGAAAAGUCUCUCCAAAUGAGAUCCAGGGGGAGGAUAUUAUGGACGCGCAUGAGGGGCCGCUGUCGGGUGAGUCUCCGCUGGAAACUUUGACCAAACUUCCCAACAAAAACGCCGACCAGGAGGAUUCGGGGAAUGAGAAGCAAAUAGAACCGAGUGACUGCAGUGAACACGGCUCUAAUGUGAAAGAAUCAGAGAGCGACGAGCUCCAGUAUACGGACAUGUAUCUGCACAGCAGGACGGAGUCGGACGGCGCGCUCUCGGAGCUGUCGGAGCGCAGCUGCGCGUCCGAGGCCGCUCUGCUGCAGGACGAGUCGCACUACAUCACCACGCACGAGAUCCAGCUCACAGAGCUCGACCACGACGUGGACUACGACCUGGGCAGGGGCACCGGCUGCUGGGACUUCGAAGACGACAACUUCGUCUAUUCCUUUGUGGAUUACGCGUCUUUCGAGAGCGACGAGUCCCAGGAGGGCACGCUGGUGCUGGAGGGCCGGAGAGGGCUGCAGACCAAACUCAGCACCGAGCAGGAGGAGAGCGACCUCUGCGACUCCGACAAGUGCGCCAGCUCGGAUGAAAGCGUGUGCAAAACCCACAGCGGGGAAGACGACUUAGUGGGAAGUGGGAAGAUCCACUUAUCCAUCAAAACGUCGUCCAGAGCCGUGAAAGAGCCCGUUAUUGGCGUGUUUGAAAACAGCAGCAGCAGCAGCAACCUGCACGAGUACGCGCAACGGUUUGGAGAUCAGAGCCAUUUCUCUUUCGUCAGCUCCGGCGCCAGAGCGCACGAACCCCUGUGUGAUACAGCAGGCCCGUAUUUCAUCCCGGCUCCUUGCCGUCAGCACCUCGCCACCAAACUGAGAAGGAAAGAUAUCAAUGAGUAUUCCAGCGGAGCGUCCAGCUCCAUCAGCGAGCUGGACGACGCGGAUAAAGAGGUGCGUAAUUUAACCGCCAAGUCUUUCCGGAGCCUCGCAUGCCCAUACUUUGAUGCCAUUAAUCUUAGCACUUCAAGUGAAUCCUCUUUGUCGGAAUAUGGGCUAAAUAAGUGGUCGGCUUAUGUAGAUUGGAAUUAUGGAAACAUCUCGCAGGGGAAGGAGGGAAGCGUAAUUGCGCACAAGACCUCCAGCGCAACGCUGGAGAUGAACAGGACUGUGGAUAGUAGGAGGCGCAAUGAGUCUGCCACCAGCACGGAGGCUUCAUCGAGCCACAUUCACGCCUUUCACAAGAAGACAGAUUCGCAACAAGUGGCAGCAUCUUCCAGUAAAAGGAUUCAGCUGAAGGAUCCUUCAGUUCAGCCGAGCCAGCGAGGAGUCACGCUGAAUUUCCGCUGCAAUGUCGAAUCCCACGAUGGACGCAGGAGUUCCAGAUGCUCCAAGAAGGCACGACCCAGUGAUGUCACCGGGACCGUGCUGGCCAGGUCGGGGUGUAAAGUGCAAUAUCACCGCGCAGAGAGCACGGAGGACACUCACAAAAGGGCAAUUUUUGCAUCAAGUCUGUUGCAAAAUGUGAUAUCCAAAAAGAUGCAGUUCGAGCAAGAGCGCAAAAUGGAAAGGGGGGAAAUCCGUGACACACACCCACCGGUCUCCCCUUGUUUUUAUCAAGAUGGGUUGAGAGAAAAUAAUCAAGGUAAGGGUUUACAGAGACAAACCUCUGAUUCAGGCUCAACGUUUACUGUUAAUUCUGAGCAGGAUGAGCAGUCAGAGGAUUUCAGGCACAGCCCCAGUGGGCCGGAGGAGACAACAGGCACCAAAACACCGGAUCAUUCAGAAAAAGAACAAGAUGAGCACCAAAAAACACCACUCAUCUCCAACCAAAGUAGUGCAUUUAAUGCAUUAAAAGAAGAAGAGCCACAGGCUGUGAAGGAGGCUGGUUUUACAUCCCUAAAUGGUUCACAAUACACCGCAAAAGAAGGAGUAGACACCAGCAGCAUGCUGUCAAAACUACUCUUUGUUCCAAGCUGCCAGCUUCUUCCAAAAGACAGGGACUCAAAUGAAGCAAAACCACCUACCGGUUCACAGAAAAUUGAAAAGGAGCUGAAAAACAGCAAUGAUGGAUACCCAGAGGUGGAAGAACAGAAUGGAAAGCAAGGGAAAUCACCUGGAAUAAAAAUAUGUCUGAGAAGUGUCAAAGAAAACAAAGGAGGCAGACUUAAUAUAGCAAAUCUCCUAACUCCUAAAAUAAGUUAUAACCUUAACACACUUAGGACAGUAGAUGACACCAGAUUCCAUCUUUUGCCUGCAACUGAUAAGGUCCCAAACUUCACUGUUAGAGAUGUAAGAGAUAACAAAUGCAAGUUUCAGACGCCAAUCUAUCACGUUAGGGAUGUGCGUAAAUUGGUUAAGAGUUCAUAUCGGUUCAUCUCUUUGGAUAACAGUGACAGUAAAUGUUCCACAACUGCUAAUAAACUGGAGGAGAAGACCAAAGUAGAGCCACCAAAACAUGUAUUACCAUCUCCCAUUGUGAUUAAAUGCAACUCUGUUAAAACAAAUGCUAAAUCCCCAAUAGCUCAAGCAUCACAGAAAGAAGCAGAAGCAGAUGCCCCGUCGGAAAUAUCCCAAAAUGAAAAUACUCCUUUACAGAGUGGCUCCAGCAGGGUGCCCACAGUUGUAAAUAAGCAGGGCAAUCCUGAUCAAUCCGAGGUUCCACCAAAUGUUGAGGGCAAACUGUUGAAACUGAGGCUGGAUAAGUUUGCAGGUGAGGCAUCUGAGAGGAGAAAUGAGGCUACAAUGCCAAAGCAGGGUGCACUGGAGAAACUCAAAGCUGCAGUCAAAACGAUGGAGCAGCUUUAUGUUUUUGAUCAAAAUGAAUGGAAGCGUAAAACUCAGCCCCCACGUCCCGUCACAGACAGCCACGUGCUGUCGGUCAUCGCCAGUGAGAUGGAGCUGGAGCCAGCAAACAGGAUUCCCAAGCCUUCACCAAACACCACAGAAACAAGGAAGCCACAAGGAGACAAAAGGGCUGCGAAUAUCAUACACGUUCCAUAUACUAAUGACGGUUUUAAUGCGCAGUCUCAGCAAAGUAAAACAUUCACUAAGAAAAGCACCCUGCAUUUUGGCAACAAGACCCACGUCAGCAUUAACUCAGAUGCAAACCCCGUUCCGCAAACCUCUGCUCUCCUGUCGCCUUCUGCUAUUAAAAGCUCCAAGAAACCUGUGGCUCCACUGUCGGUGAAAAUAGAGCCGCCGAAACAUGGCCAGGUGGAGCAGGGCAACUCCAAAACCAGCCCUACUAAUCCCACCGUCACACCAAGCUCUUUAGACUCUGAGAACUAUCUAACCAUCCCAGGACUGGGGCGGACAAAUGAAAGCAAACCGUUGAACCGAGAGGAGAUUUCAAGCCUUAGUAAAGUCCAUGCAGGUGAGAGCAAGGAAGCCGAGCAGAAGAAGUCUCCUCUGAUCAUGGAAUACCCAGCUGCAACAAUCUACCAUCAUUCAACAGCAGUGACAAGUCCUCAAAAACAACCGCAGCUGUUAUGUUUCUCUCCUUCCGGCCCCACUGUGUCCCCUACACCCUCUGCUGGAGAGAGGGCCCCACAAACCCAACGCAAGAUGCUCUUGGACCCCACAACUGGACAUUAUUACCUGGUGGAUACCCCCAUACAGCCCUCCACCAAGAGACUGUUUGACCCGGACACAGGCCAGUAUGUGGACGUCCCAAUGACCCAUUCGCCGGUGGCGCCCGUUACACCCGUGCCUCUCUCUUUGUCUCCCCUGGCUCUCAGCCCGCCGGCGUACGCCCCCACCUACAUGAUCUACCCCGGCUUCAUCCCAUCACCCACUUUAGCGGCCCAGGCAGUGAUGCCACAAUCCCCAUGUCAGUCGGAGCACGCAGCCGGGGAAAACGUGAAAAACGCCAGCAGUCCUCGGCUGGAGAGCACGACAGCAGGUGCCGAGAGUUCACAUUACAGUCCAAUAAGAGAAGCUCAGCGGAGGCCGCUGCAGCUGGGACGUAUGAUCGCCAGAGGAAGUUCUGAGAGGAAGCCCCUCAUCAGCAUCACAAGGCAACAAGGUCCAAGAAUCAUCGCGCCACCUUCCUUCGAUGGAAAAACAAUGAGCUUUGUAGUUGAGCAUCGGUGACCAAGACAGCGGCUCUUCGGAAAUAUAUCUCUCCUGAGGAAUCUGCCUGCAUUCAGUGUAAGUGCAGCUUUCCCCCCAUGUGACCUGCUCCCAAGACGUCCACCGUCACCUUCUGCCCUCUCUUUGUACUGUUGUUUAUCUUUGUUUUUAUGUGUGCAUUGCAGCACUUUUGAAGUAGAAACAAAUUCAACCAUGCCCUUUGGCUAAUGCACUGAUAAAAAGAAAAAAAAAUCUGAUUUGUAACACCUUUAAUUCAGAACUCUGUUGUUUAAAUGCUAUCUGUGCCCUGCAGUCUAUUCAAAAGGAAACAAGGACGUUAUGUGACCUAAAAGUGUUAUUUAUUUUUAGCCAAGCUACCACUUAAUUAAUACUAAUACAAGAUACCAUGCAUUUAAUGUGAGACUAUGUCAUUUUUCAAAAGAAAAAAACAGUUAACAUAUGAGAAAUAUAAAACAGUUACACUAAAGUCUCUCUGGUGUCUAUUGCUCUGUAAUUGAGAUUACUGAGUUUGCUUGCUGUCAUUAUGACACUAAAUGUUCUGCGAUUAACACUCUGUUACAGAUUAAUUUAUGUUAUCACAAAAGUAAAACAAGAUGCAAACACGCAGAACUUGAUAAGGAGUUAUAUUUGAUGUCUGAUGUGGGGUGUUUUAAGCAUCUGUAGGUGCUUUUGCACCACAAUUCUUGUAACUGUAAAAUGUCUGUUUGUCUGUAUUACACCUAUUGUAGGUCAUCGAACUUCUUAUACAGGGUUUUAUUUAUUUUUUUCGUUCCUGCUCCGAAGUGGAAACCAAUUACACAAAAAUGUACUAAUAUUGUAGCUCUUCCAAAAUCUGUAUUAUUGACAUAUUGACUACUAUUUAAGCUCUUGUUUGGGCAUAUGAUGUCUGUGAGAUAUUCCAGACAUUCAACUGAAAAGAGAUCACUUGGAAAACUAGAGUACUAGAGAGUAGAGGGAUUAAGUUCCUUGUCUGCUUCGGGUCCUCCAGGAAAAAUUGUGCUAUAAGAAAGAAAACAUGUUGGCAAAGUUUCUCCCAUCUGGGCCAGCAGUGGAAAAGGUUUUGCAGAUGUUAAUUUGUAACAUGGUUAUCAAAAAUUCAAAGGGUUUUCAGUCAAGCGUAGUUCCGUAUUGUAUGUGUUUUUUCUUUAUUUUUUUUUUAAUUUUUUUUUUUAUCUUGACCAGAAUGGUUUGCUAUUAAUAAAAAUUAGCCAGCAGGAAGAAUAGAUAGGAAUCAUGACAAUCUUUGGUGUAUAGAAAAUAAAAAGUCCUGUAAGUGGUGAUGAGGCCACAUUCAAAUGUAAAAAAAUUCAGUUGGUUUAAAUUGCACAAUUUCUGUAGGUCUUUCACAAUUAUCCAACAACAGGGACCAUUCGUCUGCACUGGAUGUUGAAUCAAACUUUUUUUUUUUUUUUUGGUUAUAGUAAGUCUGAUGAUGAUUUGAAACUAAUAUAUUUCAAAUGAAUAAUUAAUUUGUAUUAAUAACUAAUAAUUUUAUGUAUUGACAAAUCAUUUUACAGAAGAUUCAAGUAACAAAUAUAUAUUUUGGUAUUGACAUGUAUCAUAUCACUAUCAUUUAAAUGUCAGUCAGCGGCUCAUGUUCUACUUUAAGAAACAUCCAUGUCAUGACUUGCACAAUGCUGCCAAUUCCUGCACAACUGUAUGUUGUAUGAAAUGUUUUUUAUUUCAAAAGCACACCUUUUAUAUUACACUGAGAGAACAGAAACGCAACGAUGUGUGUCGUUCGGAUGAAAACAGAGCUGGGCCUCGGGUUUAACGCUGUAUCUACUAAGGUCAUUAGUAGUAAUCGUGGGGCUAAUGAGUGGGAGCCAGCUGAGAUGUUUGGAGGACGAGUUCCUCUGUCUGUGCUGCUGUAGUUUACACUUUUGUGCAAUGAGAUGGGAGCUGGUGUGUGUCUGAGUAUGUUUGUGGCUGUGAGUUAUGUGUGGCAUUUGAGCAUUCUGUGAGUACAACACGGAGUUAUGUUACUUCUCUGCAAACAGGGUCACGCAGGCUGUACAUGUGUGAAGUGUGACUUUACACUUAACACACUGCAGCCGAUUGUCUCUGGAGUUCCUCACUGUAAAUUGUCUUGAGGUGGGAUUUUAUUAAUAAUCUAAGAGACUAUUAACCACUGAAAUCCAAAUUAGAAUGACUUUUCAUUUUUUUUAAUUACCUCUUCUUCUUUUUUUGGUCCUGUUUCCAUUUGAAUACACGGCGGGGCUUCAUUUGUCAUUUUGCUUGACUUGACUCACUUAUACCAGCAUCCAUGUAGAAAUUAUGCCAACUGUAGAUUUGCUGUUUUUAAUCAUGUUUCAUAAACUAAACACAAAGGUAUUUGGAGCUGCUGGUCAGUCUACGUACCUCCAUGUAAAAUAAAUAUAGUUUACCCUCUGGGACACCAUGCUCUACAUAAAUGAGUUGCUCCAAGAGUAGAUUUUGUUAUGAUCAAUCAAUGCAGUGUUUGAGACCAUAUGUUAUUGAUUUUGCAAAAAAUAAAAAAAGUUUGCUCUUCAGGGCAAAUUAAAGUUAAAACACUUGAUGCACUUUGAAGUGCAAUUGUAGCUUAAAGGUUUAUUCUGGAGUUAAAACAAACUUUAGAUCUAUUAUUAGGUGAUACGGAGUGUAAAUGUUUGUUAGGGACCAAAACAACAUGAAUCAAAGCGGUUCUGAGUGAUAGUGACAUAUGCACUUGCAGUAACAUUAAUGUUAACACUUAGGGAAAUCCGUAAUAAAUUGCUAAUUUAAAGGUCAGACUGUUUAACUGAUAGCGUGGAUACUUUCAAACCAAAGUGACAUUAUUUGGAAAUGUACAGAAAGUUUAUAAAAAGGUCUGUUUGUAUAUGCGUCUCAGUGUGGUUGCUGCCAUGUUAUCAUAAUUCUGUACAAGUCAAGUUUGUCACAUAAAUGUCUGUCAGUACGUGCAAAAGAAUGAGAGAUGAUGGAUCAGUACUUCAGUAUCUAUACGACAAAACAGGAAACUGUCUACAAGUAAAAAUGUAAACCAGACCCUUACAACAGGUAACAUUAGGGUUGUUUAUAUGUUGGUCAGUUGCCCCAAGUGUUUACGCUAAUUGUCAAAGUUUUUUUCUUUUGUCACUAAAAACUACUUCAGUUUACAUUGUUUUGGUCCCUAAAUGAAUUAAAUGAAUUAAUUAAAUGAACUAAUUGCCAUCUAACAAUAGAGAAAAAGUUAUUUUAACUCCAGAAGAUUCCCUUGAAGUUUAAAUAAAACUAAGUCUAUUGAAUGUUAAUUUAUUUGAAUAAAUGUAUUUAAUAAUAAAUAAAAAAAAGUCAUUGGUUUGGGAAAGGUAAGAAAAGGAAAGCAAUUUUUUUUUAAGUAUAAUUAGGUCCAUACUGAAGGGAUAUGUGCCACUAUACACCAUGAAAAGUGGACCGAUAAGGAGACACUUUACUUUAGUGCAUUCACAUUUAUUUACAUUCAUAGUGAAAUUUGUAAAAUUGGAUAAGAAAUGCAAUAAUUGUUAAUAUAGUAAUUAAUAAUUUGCAAGAUCCAGUAAAGUGCAGGAUGAACAUAAAACUGAAGCAACUUAAGUUCACUCGUGCCUUUUAUUAGCAACACUGUGCCCUUUAUCUGUUAAUAAUAAUGAACUUAAUGCACUUAAAGUGUGACUGUUUUGUCACCAAUAAUAAGGAAAACAUUUUUAUUGUUGAAUUUUGCCCCAAAGUUGCACUAUAACAAGAUUUUUAUUAGAUGUUUUAAAAUUAUGUUUAAGUCCUCUUUUUAAAACAUAACAUGGCACCGUGCAUAAAUACUAUGCCAUCUCAAGCACAUUUUUCUUCUUUUGACAUAUCAAAUGCGUUACGAUGGUUGAGGAUGAACCUGAUUCCUGAUGAAAAUAACACAAACAAAAAAACAUACCUGCAGGUAAAUUGAUAGUACAUGGCAUGGUAUUCUUUGUGAUUUACAUGCCAUGCCAUAAUAACUGGCAGGUUUGUUUUUGGGCUAAAUAGGGCUAACUGAUUAUAUGAACGCUUUAUUUUGUAUGAAAUAAAAGGACUCAGUUGAGGUGAAUGUGAUGUGAUGGUCUGAGAUAAGUGCAUACUUGUGUAAAUGUCGAAAGAAAAGAGGCACGCGUUUGAAUGACAUGUCCUAAUGGCUCUAAAGUCGUGCAGUAGUGUAAUCUUUGUCAGCGAUGCCGCCAGCUGUGUUAUGUGGCUGCCUCUCAAUAAGACAGAGGUCGGGAUGAACGUGGAGGGACACUUGAAAAAGAAAAGUGAGUGCUGUGUUCGCACUUACCAUGCUGAAAGUAAGGAAUAUGGUGAAUGACUGUAAUGUAGACUGAAGAGCCUACAUUUGUUUGUAAUAAAUUAAAAAUACA
Molecule: messenger RNA, 8748 nt
Organism: Cololabis saira (Pacific saury)
Lineage: Eukaryota; Metazoa; Chordata; Actinopteri; Beloniformes; Belonidae
Exons: 2
Coding region: 56-4408 (1450 amino acids)
Source: RefSeq, a predicted model, not a curated record